Molecule: messenger RNA, 883 nt
Organism: Piliocolobus tephrosceles (Ugandan red Colobus)
Lineage: Eukaryota; Metazoa; Chordata; Mammalia; Primates; Cercopithecidae
Product: peptidyl-prolyl cis-trans isomerase A-like
Exons: 2
Coding region: 18-662 (214 amino acids)
Biological process (GO): protein peptidyl-prolyl isomerization; protein folding
Cellular component (GO): cytoplasm
Molecular function (GO): cyclosporin A binding; peptidyl-prolyl cis-trans isomerase activity
Source: RefSeq, a predicted model, not a curated record
GAGAUAGCUCUUGGCAGAUGUUGGAAGCCAGAAGAGAGUGCAGUAGGAAGGUUUUUCCCUGCAGUCGGGCCACUGAGCAGCCCGGGACCCCCUUCGACGGUCCCAGCCAAACUCCGUGUCGUUCUGCUGACGCUGCCACCGAGGAAAUUCUUGUACUACUAGCCAUGGUCAACCCUACCGUGUUCUUCGACAUUGCCGUCGACGGCGAGCCCUUGGGCCGCGUCUCCUUCAAGCUGUUUGCGGACAAGGUUCCAAAGACAGCAGAAAAUUUUCGUGCUCUGAGCACUGGAGAGAAAGGAUUUGGUUAUAAGGGUUCCUGCUUUCACAGAAUUAUUCCAGGGUUUAUGUGUCAGGGUGGUGACUUCACACGCCAUAAUGGCACUGGUGGCAAGUCCAUCUAUGGGAAGAAAUUUGAAGAUGAGAACUUCAUCCUAAAGCAUACAGGUCCUGGCAUCUUGUCCAUGGCAAAUGCUGGACCCAACACAAAUGGUUCCCAGUUUUUCAUCUGCACUGCCAAGACUGAGUGGUUGGAUGGCAAGCAUGUGGUCUUUGGCAAAGUGAAAGAAGGCAUGAAUAUUGUGGAGGCCAUGGAGCGCUUUGGGUCCAGGAAUGGCAAGACCAGCAAGAAGAUCACCACUGCUGACUGUGGACAACUCGAAUAAGUUUGACUUGUGUUUUAUCUUAACCACCAGACCAUUCCUUCUGUAGCUCAGGAGAGCACCCCUCCACCCCAUUUGCUCGCAGUAUCCUAGAAUCUUUGUGCUCUCGCUGCAGUUCCCUUUGGGUUCCAUGUUUUCCUUGUUCUCUCCCAUGCCUAGCUGGAUUGCAGAGUUAAGUUUAUGAUUAUGAAAUAAAAACUAAAUAACAAAAAAAAAAAAAAAUA